AUGAUUGCCUCUAAACUCUUCAUCACUCUGGGAGUCUCCCUGUCCGUCAAUGCUUUCGGUCUCUAUGAGUCUGGGACUGACAAGGAUGUGACAAAAGCCUGCGAGAAGGCCAUGUCAGCAGAUAUCGAUUGCGACAGGGAGGUAAUCAGCUUUCUCAACGGAGGCUGGUACGGCUCUCUUGACAGUGAAGCCUUAACCGAUGCAGUGUGCGCCAAAACUUGCUCUCAGUCACUCCAGGACUGGAUAGCCGAUGUUUCCGAGGACUGCGAGGAUGAAGGCAAAGCUCGAGGCGGCCUUCGUAUCUGGACAGGUUGGAAUGCGACUUGUCUGAAAGAUACCAAGACAGGACGAUACUGCAAUGACAUCAUUGCAGAUUUUACUGAUGUUGGAGAGGGCGAAGAGCUGCCGCACGAUGAGCUUUGCCAUCCUUGCUAUGUGCAGCGUCUCGAGAUGUAUAAACCCUCACCGUACGCCCUCAACAUCAAAUGGCACGAAGAGCAACUUGAGCUCGUGCACAAGAAAUGCGAUAGUUCAACCUCCACUGAGACUGCGACACCCACUUCAAGUAAGAGUGAACCAUCCGAAACGGCGACUACGGCAGAAGACUCGAAAGCCUCUCAGACGGCCAACAGCGAGGAAGGGUCUGUAUCGCCCACUGGGACCCCAGAACAGACCAUAUCGUCUGAGCCUACUGUGUCAUCUACGACUAAUGCAGCUGCGGAGUCUCUACAGGGAGAGCUGUUCGGAUCUCGGGCUCUGAUGCUUCUUUUGUCGUUGAACCUCUUCUUUAUGUAG
Messenger RNA from Fusarium fujikuroi IMI 58289, 795 nucleotides. RefSeq lists its product as uncharacterized. NCBI's taxonomy places the organism in Eukaryota, Fungi, Ascomycota, Sordariomycetes, Hypocreales, Nectriaceae. The record is from RefSeq and is a predicted model, not a curated record. Bases 1 to 795 code for a protein of 264 amino acids. The transcript is spliced from 2 exons.